Cyclopterus lumpus (lumpfish) is the source of this 3272-nucleotide messenger RNA. RefSeq names its product solute carrier family 12 member 1 (gene slc12a1). Gene Ontology annotation, molecular function: sodium:potassium:chloride symporter activity. NCBI's taxonomy places the organism in Eukaryota, Metazoa, Chordata, Actinopteri, Perciformes, Cyclopteridae. Gene Ontology annotation, biological process: sodium ion homeostasis; chloride ion homeostasis; potassium ion homeostasis. The record is from RefSeq and is a predicted model, not a curated record. Bases 138 to 3272 code for a protein of 1044 amino acids. Gene Ontology annotation, cellular component: membrane. The transcript has 27 exons.
CCUCGUUCAGCUUUCUGAGGGUUGAUCCUGAGAGUUAGCCAAUAGCUGGCCCUGGGAUGCAGGGUAUAAAGACACUGUUGGAUGACUGAAGACCCACACAGCUGUUUGAUCCUCCACUGUGUAAAUCAGCAUUCCUGAUGGAGAGGCUGAAGUCUAACGGAGGGGAGCACGAUAACCCCGGUUACGAUUCCACUCUGGAUGAACCUCCCAUCUACGUGGAGACGAACUUCUCCAACGGGGACCACCGGACGGUCCGGCCCUCGGUGGUCAGUGCCUUUGGUCAUGACACUUUGGACCGGGGACCCAACAUUGACUUCUAUCGCAACGCGGGCAGUGUGAGUGGUCACCGGGCAGUGCGACCGUCUCUGCAGGAGCUCCACAACGUGUUUCAGAAGAAUGGAGCGAUCUCCGUGCCAGACACCGUGGAGGACGAUGGUGAGGGGAGUGACGGGACCCCCUCUGAUGAUCUGGAGUCUGCCGUUCCCGUUGAAACCAACGCAGGAGCACUAAAGUUUGGCUGGAUAAGGGGCGUCUUGGUGAGAUGCAUGCUGAACAUCUGGGGGGUCAUGUUGUUCAUCCGUCUGUCCUGGAUUUUUGGUCAGGCAGGCUGGGGUCUGGGAAUCGUGGUGAUUGCUCUCAGCUGUGUGGUCACCACCAUCACCGGCCUUUCAAUGUCUGCCAUUUGCACUAAUGGUGUGGUCAGGGGAGGCGGAGCCUACUACUUGAUAUCUCGCAGUUUGGGGCCAGAGUUUGGCGGGUCGAUUGGUCUAAUUUUCGCCUUUGCCAAUGCGGUGGCUGUCGCUAUGUACGUGGUGGGGUUCGCUGAGACCGUGGUGGAGUUGCUCAAGGAUAACGCCGCCAUCAUGGUGGAUGAAAUAAAUGACAUCCGAAUCAUCGGCUGCAUUACCGUGGUGUUGCUGUUGGCCAUAUCCAUUGCUGGAAUGGAAUGGGAGGCCAAGGCACAAAUUCUUCUACUCGUUAUCUUGCUGGCGGCCAUAGUGAACGUAUUCGCGGGAACUUUCAUGCCAGCAACUGAUGAUAAGAAGUCCAAAGGCAUUUUCAAUUAUGACUCAAGAAUAUUUUUAGAGAAUUUUACACCAGAUUUUCGAGACGGGGAGAGCUUUUUUUCAGUGUUUGCCAUCUUUUUCCCUGCUGCGACCGGGAUCCUGGCUGGAGCAAACAUCUCCGGUGACUUGCGGGAUCCCCAGGAAGCCAUCCCUAAAGGCACCUUGCUGGCCAUCCUGAUAACUGGCAUCACCUAUCUGGGAGUGGCCCUCAGUGUUUCUGCCACUGUUGUCCGUGACGCCACGGGAAACGUAACUGACCUCGUUACUGCUGGUUUGUCGUGUAACGGUUCGUCGGCUGUAGCCGCCUGUGAGCUCGGCUAUAAUUUCUCUUCCUGCGCGGUAGAGAAAUGCAUAUUUGGCUCAAUAAACACCAAUCAGGUGAUGACCAUGGUCUCUGGGUUUGGUCCCCUGAUCAUUGCUGGAACGUUCUCCGCCACACUUUCAUCAGCCCUGGCUUCCCUCGUCAGCGCUCCCAAAGUCUUCCAGGCACUGUGUAAAGACAACAUCUACAAGAUCCUGCACUUCUUUGCCAAAGGAUACGGCAAGAACAACGAGCCAAUCCGUGGCUAUGUCCUCACAUUCAUUAUUUCGGUUGCCUUCAUUCUCAUUGGUAAUCUCAACACCAUCGCUCCUAUCAUCUCAAACUUCUUCCUGGCAUCUUAUGCCCUCAUCAAUUUCUCCUGCUUCCAUGCAUCCUACGCCAAGUCUCCAGGUUGGAGACCGGCAUAUAAAUUCUACAACAUGUGGCUCUCCCUGUUGGGCGCAUUGCUCUGCUGUGUUGUCAUGUUUGUGAUCAACUGGUGGGCGGCUCUCCUCACGUACGCCAUUGAAAUCCUACUCUACAUUUAUGUCAUGGUCAAGAAGCCAGAUGUGAACUGGGGUUCGUCCACGCAGGCGGUGACAUUUGUGAGUGCGGUCAGCAACGCUCUGUCUCUGUCUGGGGUCGAGGAUCACGUCAAGAACUUCAGGCCUCAGAUCUUAGCAAUGACGGGAUCAGCACGGGCCAGACCGGCUCUCCUGGACCUGGCUCACUCUUUCUCUAAGAACUAUGGACUCUGUCUCACCUGUGAAGUGAUUGUGGGUCCGAGAUCAGAGGUCCUCGAAGAGAUGAACGCCGGCAUGGAGAAGAACCAGCUGUGGCUCAGGAAAACCAAACGCAAGGCAUUCUACGCUGCCGUGGCCUGUGACCGCUUUCGGGAUGGGGCUGAGAGCCUGCUGCAGGCUUCUGGUCUCGGCCGCAUGAAGCCGAACACAUUCCUCAUCGGCUUCCAGAGGAACUGGAGGACUGCGGGCACAGAGGCAGUGCAGAGUUAUGUGGGAGUACUGCACGAUGCAUUUGACUUUGAGUACGGGACAUUGAUUCUGAGGAUGAACCAGGGACUCGAUGUGUCGCACAUCGUGGAAGCUGAAGAGGAGAUGCUCAAAUCGGCGAAGGAGCAACAGGCACUGGACAAAGACAUGAUGCCGAACGGUGGGAAAGCAAAAGGACUGUUCAGGAAGUCCAGGAAGUCCUCGAAGCCAGUGCUCACGACCAGAGUGUCAGUGUGCGGCCCCCCGCCCCCGCAGGUUGCCAAGAUGAACGAGAGGCUGUUGGAGGCCAGCGCUCAGUUCCAGAAGAAACAGCCAAAGGGCACCAUUGAUGUGUGGUGGUUGUUUGAUGAUGGAGGUCUUACGCUGCUGCUCCCCUACAUCCUCACUACCAGGAAGAAGUGGAAAGACUGUAAAUUAAGGAUCUUCAUCGCAGGGCAGCCUGGACGCUGUGACCAGGACAAGCAGGAGAUGCAGUCUCUGUUGGAAAAAUUCAGAAUUAACUGCACGGACAUCCACGUCAUCGAUAACAUCCACGUCCAACCCAGCGCUGAAAGCUUUAAAAAGUUAGAGGACAUGAUUGAGCCUUUCUGUCUGCAUGACGGGUCUAAAGACGCCGCUCAGGCUGAAGCCAUGCGAAAAGAGCAGCCCUGGAAAAUCACAGACGAAGAGCUGAGCUCCUUUGAGGAGAAGACCAACCUCCAGGUACGGCUGAACGAGGUGCUUCAGGAAAACUCCAAAUCAGCCAAUCUGAUCAUUGUGAGCAUGCCCAUUGCCCGGAAGGAGUCCGUCUCUGAUUUCCUCUACAUGGCCUGGCUGGACAUUCUGACAAAGGACCUUCCGCCCACCCUGCUCAUCAGAGGCAACCACAAGAGUGUGCUGACGUUCUACUCCUGA